Protopolystoma xenopodis is the source of this 438-nucleotide messenger RNA. Lineage: Eukaryota; Metazoa; Platyhelminthes; Monogenea; Polystomatidea; Polystomatidae. The record is from the annotation of a GenBank genome assembly.
AUGUACUGUCCCAGUUCGUCUUCGUCUCGAACUCUUGUGAGUCCUUCGCUGGGAUCUACGGGCCGCAUUCUUGGAUUCGCUAUAGACAAACUUUUACGAUCCCGAUGCCUCGGUUUGUCUGAUCCCUUCGUCGUCCCUGACAGGUCACCCUCAUUAGACGAGUCCUGCUUGUCUGAGGAAACGGUCACUUUUUUCGUCGCCAUGUUGGCUUCUUUUGUUGUGUCGUCAAAGAUCUCGGACCUAUUGGUGCUCGAGUUGGCCGCCACCGAACAGCUGACAGCUACUGAAGUGGUUGUCUUCAGCUGCAUCCUUCAACCCCGCCUCGUUUCCCGACCAAGUCUGGGAGGCGAAUUCCACGACAACCUCGUGUUCGACCUUCCCAGAUCUGGGUCGACUGUAGAGCUAGCGAGCUAUCGAAAACGACACAAUGACGUGUAG